AUGUCGUUUUUCUUAUGUCACUUGAUUACAUAUGAAGACUCUCUGUGCCCCCGACUGCAGAUCGAGGUCUUGCAGAGCCCUUGCGCCGAAUACCUAGCAGAGCACAUAACUGCCGCAAAUAUUGGAGAGAUUUGCCACGUGGUCCAGCUCACUCCUUUGAUUGAUGAGACGUUCGACAAGACGAGUGAUCGAUUAUUACCGGCUGAGCGUCGUCUAGCUCAGUCAGUUUUCGCUUACAUCAAGGAAAACGCGGAUACCAUAGCUUGUUCACUCUCUGGACAGCUUGGUGCGCGCCUGAUUGUGAACCUAACUGUGGAGUGUAGUGGAUCUUGUAUUUCUGCCAGUGAGGGUGAGAAUCUUCCACAGGUGGACAGUCAGUUAGCAUUUGCAGUCCUCCUUUGGGCUCAUGAGCGUGCUGUUUCCGGUGAACGUUUGGCUCGUACUGGCAGCGAAGAAAAUGUGCAGCCAGAUGACGAAGAGAGUGACAGUGGUGGAAGUGCUUCCGGAUCCACCGCCUAUGGGCCAAAACCCAAGCGUCCCGGGGAACCGUCCGGUUUCUUCGAACGUAUGCAUGUACUCAGUGGUGUAUCAGCAAACUCAGCUAACCUGAAUAAGGAUCACAAUCUGUCAUCUGUUCUUAUUCGAAAUGAAGCUCCAAACGAAAUGCAUUUACCAGAACCAUCCAAAUAUCCGCUGGAUACGCCGGAUGUCCGAAUCACUCUGGACGUUGAUGAGCUGCCCAGCGUGGAGGCUUGGCGUUCGGGACUUGCUACAUUUGGUGAUUCGAAGACCUGCCACAAUGGCGGACUUAAGAAGCAAGCGCACCUCCUCCAGUGUCCGCCUAACGCAUAUCCAGAAUCGGAGACUUGUCUCUUGGCCCCUACUUCCCUUGGCGUCAAAGCAACGUCAAUUUGGUUGGGCAAAUUGGUCGGUUAUUUGGUUAGUUUGUCUAUCAAAUUGUACCGCCCCAACUCCGCUGUCUCCACACCAAGCUCAUCGAGGUCCAGUGUACGCCAUCAGUUUAGUGAACGUCGCCGUGCCGACUACGCUACUCGUCCCACAGGCAUUUCUCCAAGCGAUUCUGUGAACACAUUCAGUUCAUCAGACGAGAAUCAAUCGGUUCGUUCCAUGGGACCGUCUUUUGAUUUGAAUGACGAGGAUGAACUCCUUCUGCUUGGUGGUUUCAACGGUCAGGAUACUCUGAACAGUGUAUGGGUAUUUGAUUCGAAGGCCUGGCGAUGGAGACAUGGACUAGGCAUAUCAAUCGCAAGGGCCAGUUUCUGUACUAUACCAUAUCCAAAUCGUCCUUACGCAGUUGUUUACGGUGGGUUUAACGCAACGGCUUCUCUUGGCGGUUUCCUGAAUUCUGUUGAACUUAUUUUGACUAAUGAAUUUUCUUCCGACUCGACUGACCAGUUUCAUUAUUGUGGAUGAUGUAUGCACCAUGCUACCGCACCCCUAGAUCUCCCCUCACUACCCACUCAGAUCCGGUUUUUUCUUCCGUACCACCUUUUCAUCUUCAUCGCAUCUUUUUCUUCUACCUCUUCCAACAUGUCCACCAGUCGAGUAGGAACGUCAGGUACAGUUCCACUCAGUUUUAUCAAAGCUCUCAGUGUAUCAGUGUUUUAGCUUCUGUCUACCUUGAUACACCUUGCACACCUCUUGACUCACCAGAUUUCCACCUUUACUUCAGAAUGUCUUUGCUUUGGCCGUCAUUUGUCGCUUAUUGCUGUUCUUAUCUGCGUAAAUUAUUUGUGUCCUUGUACUCCUCUUAUGCUAAUUGCAAUCGCACAUUUGCUUUUCCUCAAAUUUACCUUGUUCCGCCGCUCCACCACUGGAUUAUCACCGUUUUCUCCUACUUUGUCAGCCAAUCCGGUUUCCUCUUGCACAUAUAUUUCUAUAGGAUGGACACUUAUUUCAGCUACCACUGGAUCUUCCGUUGUUGCAGUCUAAUGAAAUGAAGACACGAUGUCAACCGGACCAACAUCCGAGCUUUCGUUGAGCUAACCGAUUUGUGUACACAGUGGGAGUUAUCAAGUGAUUUUAUCAGAGCUAACGGUACUUGUGCAUGGAACAUGUGGACUACAAGCAGACGGUUCAUACUCGAUUUGUGAGUUUGUUUCGGGAUCGUGUUACUCUGGAAGAGGUUUACAUAUUAAUGCAACAAAUAGUGACCGCUAU
Dicrocoelium dendriticum is the source of this 2181-nucleotide messenger RNA. The record is from the annotation of a GenBank genome assembly. NCBI's taxonomy places the organism in Eukaryota, Metazoa, Platyhelminthes, Trematoda, Plagiorchiida, Dicrocoeliidae.